Molecule: messenger RNA, 1125 nt
Organism: Tupaia belangeri chinensis (Chinese tree shrew)
Lineage: Eukaryota; Metazoa; Chordata; Mammalia; Scandentia; Tupaiidae
Product: vacuolar protein sorting-associated protein 26A
Exons: 2
Coding region: 14-1021 (335 amino acids)
Biological process (GO): intracellular protein transport
Source: RefSeq, a predicted model, not a curated record
GGCGGCGGUGGCGAUGACAAUGAGUUUUCUUGGAGGCUUUUUUGGUCCCAUUUGUGAGAUUGAUGUCGUCCUUAAUGAUGGAGAAACCAGGAAAAUGGCAAAAAUGAAAACUGAAGAUGGCAAAGUAGAAAAAUAUUAUAUCUUCUAUGAUGGAGAAUCUGUUUCAGAAAAGGUAAACCUAGCCUUUAAGCAACCUGGAAAGAGGCUAGAACACCAAGGAAUUAGAAUUGAAUUUGUAGGUCAAAUUGAACUUUUCAAUGACAAGAGUAAUACUCACGAAUUUGUAAACCUAGUGAAAGAACUAGCCUUACCUGGAGAAGUGACUCAGAGCAGAAGUUAUGAUUUUGAAUUUAUGCAAGUUGAAAAGCCAUAUGAAUCUUACAUGGGUGCCAAUGUCCGCUUGAGGUAUUUUCUUAAAGUGACAAUAGUAAGAAGACUGACAGACUUGGUGAAAGAGUAUGAUCUAAUUGUUCACCAGUUUGCCACCUAUCCUGAUGUUAACAACUCAAUUAAGAUGGAAGUGGUCAUUGAAGAUUGUCUGCAUAUAGAAUUUGAGUAUAAUAAAUCAAAGUAUCAUUUAAAGGAUGUGAUUGUCGGAAAAAUGUACUUCUUAUUAGUAAGAAUAAAAAUACAACAUAUGGAGCUGCAACUGAUCAAGAAAGAGGUCACAGGAAUUGGACCCAGUACCACGACAGAAACAGAAGCAAUCGCCAAAUAUGAAAUAAUGGAUGGUGCCCCAAUAAAAGGUGAAUCAAUUCCAAUAAGAUUAUUUUUAGCAGGAUAUGGUCCAACUCCAACAAUGAGAGAUGUGAGCACAAAAUUUUCAGUGAGGUACUUUUUGAAUCUAGUACUUGUUGAUGAGGAAGACAAAAGAUACUUCAAGCAGCAGGAGAUCAUUUUAUGGAGAAAAGCUCCAGAAAAACUGAGAAAACAAAGAACAAAUUUUCACCAGCAAUUUGAGUCUCACCAGCGAUUUGAGUCUCCUGAAUCACAAGCAUCUGCUGAACAGCCUGAAAUGUGAACUGAAAAGGAGGGGGAAAAAAAGACAAAAACACCUGUAACCAUUAUGAUUAAGUUCAGCAAGUUAAAGAUAGUUGCAGCAUGUAGGGGAGAGAAAGGCCAAAA